UCAAUAUUAGCGCCAUUGCAACUGCAGGGUGUGGGCGAAUCUGCGCCCCGCCGCCGGAACCAAAAAGCAGCACCCUGAAUUUCUCAUCGUUUAAAUCCAGCUUCACUUCCAAUGUUAAUUUCCUGAAGAGAAGAUUCAGCUCGGGAGAUUUAUCUUCCGAGGUAGAUGAUGUCGAUCCCAAUAGUUUGCCGCCGGCGGCACGUCCUAUACAGGAUCAGCCGACCAAGCCUCCUGCCAGCGGUGGCGGACCACCAAAUAUGCCGCCACCGCCGGCACCAGGCCAAUUGCCACCGCAACCGUCUGGAGCUGCCCCAGAGUUGGCAUUGAGUUUUGGUGCUGGCAAGGCGCCAACUUCGGCAGCACCGGGUCCACCAAGGGGCGUCAGUGCCCCCACCAGUCCGGCAAAGUCGCGUGAAAGUCUCUUGCAGCGUGUGCAGAGCUUAACGGGAGCAGCACGUGACCAGGGUGCCUCCAUAUUGGGAGCUGCGGUUCAGAGUGCCACUCAGCGUGCUCCCACUUUCAACAAGGAUAAGUACUUUACUCUUCUCGUUUUGGAUGAUCAGAAUACGGAUUGGUCGAAAUAUUUCCGUGGCCGUCGUUUGCAUGGCGAUUUUGAUAUACGCGUUGAGCAAGCGGAGUUUAGGGAUAUUACGGUUGUCUCCAGCGCUGAUACAGGACCAGUUGUUACCAUGGCCGCCUAUCGCAGCGGCACUCGGGUUGCCCGUUCUUUCCGCCCGGAUUUCGUAUUGAUACGCCAACCACCGCGAGAUGGUUCCAGUGAUUUUCGUUCAACCAUAUUGGGUCUGAAAUAUGGCGGAGUACCCAGUAUAAACUCAUUGCAUUCGAUUUACCAAUUCCAGGAUAAACCUUGGGUAUUUUCGCAUCUGCUGCAAUUGCAGCGCCGCUUGGGACGCGAUGGUUUCCCACUGAUUGAACAAACAUUCUUUCCCAAUCCACGCGACUUGUUUCAAUUCACCAAGUUCCCCAGCGUACUGAAGGCUGGACAUUGCCAUGGCGGUGUGGCCACCGCUCGAUUGGAGAAUCAGAGCGCCUUGCAAGAUGCCGCCGGACUUGUUAGUGGGGCUGGUAAUGAUACGCAUUGUUAUUGCACCAUUGAGCCCUACAUCGAUGCCAAGUUCAGUGUGCAUAUCCAAAAGAUUGGCAACAACUACAAGGCAUUUAUGCGCAAAUCCAUCACUGGCAACUGGAAGACCAAUCAAGGCUCUGCCAUGCUCGAGCAAAUCACAUUAACCGAGAAGUACAAAACCUGGGUGGAUGAGAUAUCGGAACUAUUUGGAGGCAUGGAGGUGUGUGGUCUCUCUGUGGUAGUGGCCAAAGAUGGACGUGAGUACAUCAUCAGUGCGUGUGAUAGCACUUUCGCUUUGAUCGGCGACAGCCAGGAGGAUGAUCGCAGGCAGAUAGCUGAUUUGGUAUCAGGAAGAAUGCAGAAUGUUUGCCGUCCUAGUAUGGCUCAAACAGGACCAGGUGGCAAGCUGCCAUCACGCUCCUCGGUGUCAUCUAGGGCCGAGAGCCCCACAGAUGAUGGCAAUAGCAUUGCUCCUACUCCGCCGCUUCCAGCUGGGCCAAGGCCAGCACCGAUGGGAGGCCCGCCACCCAUACCGGAACGAACCUCGCCGGCAGUUGGCUCUAUUGGACGUUUGAGCAGUCGCAGCAGCAUCUCAGAGCUGCCAGAGGAGACGGGUUCUUCUUCGGGACCCAGCACUGUGGGCGGUGGAGUCCGCCGAGAUUCACAAACAUCGCAGGCAUCUAGCAUUUCGUCGGCAUCCAGGGUCGGACAGCGUCCUCCGCAAUCUCAGAGCUCUGUAGUUGAGGAUGCGGAGGACACCAUGAAGAACCUGAGGAAGACCUUUGCGGGGAUAUUUGGUGACAUGUAGGAAAUCGCUAAUAAGAAACGCGGCAGAACGGCCAGCGAGACGAGCAACGGCAGCGGCAUGGCCAGUGGGCCGAGCAGUGCCGGACCAGGUAGCAGUGGUGGCGGUGGCUUCAGCGGCUCCUUCCUGGGCAAGCAGUUCUCGUUCGCAUCCACGGGCAGCAAGACAAGCAGCACAGACGUCAUCUCCACUCAGCCCAGUCGACCUGUCGAAGAGUCAGCCAUUCAGCCCCAGGCCGCUGCCAGCGUUUCGGUUAGCAAUAAUAAAAAUACGGAUAACUCAGCCGUCGGCUAUCAGCCGGUGACCAAUUUUGAACCACAAGAACGUGUCAAUCCCUUUGACAAGGAGCCAAACAAAGCGGCCUCAGCAUCGGGCAGUGUGGCUUCUAUAACAACGUCCUCCUCCUCAUCGAUAUCAUCCUCAUCGAUCUCAUCGCGCAUUAAUCGCAAUGGAAACUCAAUCAAAUCGCCGCCACCACCGUCUGGACCACCACCGCCGCCGCCCAAUGUGGCCAGCAAUGCCAAUAGCUCGAGUGGCUAUCGCAAUAGCUUCAGCAGCUCGUUGAGCAAGGACAAGACCAGCUAUGGCAAUUACGGCAGUUCCACAUCCGUGGAGACCAUCACACGCAUGGACACAAAUACCACAAAUACGGGAGCCACGGCCACGGGAGCUGGCGAGGCCAGUGGCAUUACGGCAAUUACUAGUCUCAGCUCCAGUGGAUUAACAGGACCAACUGGCCAAACUGGAGCGGGCAUUGAGUCAGCAUUGGAUGCCAUCACGACAUCGGCCACCACGGAUUGGCGUUCGGCCAUUGGCAUGCGAUCGGCCAGUGUGUAUAGUGCUCCGGCUGCUGUGACCACAACAGCGGCAUUGCCAGGCGAUACUUCUGGCUAUGAUUCGAACUCGAUUGCUUCACAGGGUGGCUACAACAAUCCCAGUGAUUUGCCCUCGUACACUCGACCCUCGUACUCCCGAUCCGAGAGCAAUGCUUCGAAACAAUCGGACUUGGAUAUCAUAUUCGGUGAUGGUCAAAUCUCUGGCUCAGGAUCAGCCCAUGGCAAUGGAAAAUAUACACGAGCUGCUGGUUCACUAUCCGAUGCGGAUAUGAUUUUCGGAGGACCACCAUCAAACUAUAAAAGUGAUCGCUUUGGAGCGGCCAAAAGUAUGAGCAUGUGUGCAACCAGUGGCUCUGCCUCCGGUUCCGGCUCGACCUCCGGAUCGUAUAAGAUCUAUGAGGGAAUACAGAAUGCUGCAUUCAGUGAUUUUAGCGACACGGGCAGUGUAAGCAGCAUUGGAUCUGCCACAAAGCGCUGGAGUGCCGCCAACCGAGACGAUGAUGAUGAAAUGGAUCUGAAGUAAAAUCAUACAUAACGUACAUACAUAUAUAAUUCUUUCUCCAUUAUGGAAAUCAAUUAAUUUACUUCUGCCUCUGAAGUUUCCUGGUUUCAUGGAACUUAACACUCAUACUAAAACACAUUGGGUUACUACAUACAUAUUUAAUUACUUGUUUACUACUAUGUUAAAAAAAAACUAAAAAAAACUUUCCUAUACACAUGAUAUUAUAUGUCUCUUCAAGUAGUUCUGGAUUUAUGUCUAUAUUAUAUCUUGUUAAACGAUUUCAUUUUGAGACACUAUCUACUAAUCGAUAUACUAUAACUAACCACCAAAAGUAACAACAAUAAUGAAUGCAAGGCCCCCAAAUAUAUAUAUGUAUAUGUAAUCGUUUAGUGAAUACAUAAAAAGAGAUUAUAAUGAUGAAUGAAAAUGAUGACGUCGAUGAUGAUUAUGAUGAUGACUUGACUGGUUUUUGCAGCAAAAUGAAUACAAUUUUGAGUAUAUACAUACAUAUACAUACCUACAUAUAGUAUAUAUACAUAUAUUAUUGAUGAAUUAUACAAAUACGAGUAAAUAUUACAUGUUGCUACUUAUUCGCAAGCAUACAUACAUAUACAUACAUAUAUGACAUGUUAACCCAAGCUAACUGAAAGAUCAAAGAAACAUAAAUGAAAAUUUUUGAAUUAAUUAAAAUUGUUAUAAAACCAACAUGAGACGAGUAAGAAAACUAACAAAAAAACUAAAAAGAAACCCAUGCAAAACUCUGGGAGUGUGCUUCAAAUGAAAGACAAUAUGCGCAAAGAAAAGUUAUAACAAUUUCCAAAAAAAAAAACAAAAAAAAAACCUAUGAGCAAAUGUUAUAAAC
Molecule: messenger RNA, 4092 nt
Organism: Drosophila willistoni
Lineage: Eukaryota; Metazoa; Arthropoda; Insecta; Diptera; Drosophilidae
Gene: Syn
Product: synapsin
Exons: 12
Biological process (GO): neurotransmitter secretion
Cellular component (GO): synaptic vesicle; synaptic vesicle membrane
Molecular function (GO): ATP binding
Source: RefSeq, a predicted model, not a curated record